AUGGCUCAAGCCAACAACGACAUUUCUCUUAGUAUUAUAGAAGACGAAGAAGAGAAUCGAGCAUAUGCCACCCAAUUAUUAAGCUCCCUUUCGCUACCCAUGACGAUGCAGGCAGCCAUCGAUCUCAACGUAUUUGAGAUCAUAUCUAGGUCCGGUCAUGGCACGAUGCUCUCCCCUUUAGAGAUUGCAUCUGAAAUCCCUUGCAAAAACCCUAACGCACACAUAAUGCUUGAACGAAUCCUCAAGCUUCUCACUAGCUUCAAUGUUUUGACCACAACUACCACUAAUGGCGAGCCACGAUACGGAUUGGCUCCCGUGGCAAAAUAUUUUGUGAAAAAUGAAGAAGGUGUUUCCUUUGCACCAUUCAUGACACUCUUACAUGACAAGGCGGUUGUUCGAAGCUGGUAUCAUUUGAAAAAUUCUGUAAUGGAAGGAGGGGUACCUUUUGACAGGGAAAACGGGACUAACACAUUCGAUUACCAGGGCGUGGACCCGAGGUAUAAUGACUUGUUUAAUCAAGGAUUGAUGAAUCACACUAUAAUCGUGAUGAAAGAGUUGCUACGACAAUACCGAGGAUUUCACAAAGACAUGGAGAGCAUGACAUUGGUGGAUGUGGGCGGAGGCCUUGGUCAUACCCUCAAAAUCAUUAUUUCUAUGUAUCCCAAUAUCAAGGGCUUUAACUUCGACCUACCGCAUGUCAUUUAUCACGCUCCUCCUUAUCCUGGCGUGGAACAUGUCACUGGAAAUAUGUUCGAGAGUGUCCCCAAGGCCGAUGUCAUUUUCAUGAAGUCAAUACUCCAUGAUUGGAGUGAUGAACAGUGUUUAAAAUUGCUCAAGAAUUGUUACAAAGCGUUACCAUACAAUGGAAAAUUGAUACUGGUCGAAUGUGUAGUUUCGGAAGUGUUCGAUAACAAAACAAACACGAAGAGCAUUUACGAGCUUGACAUGAUUAUGCUAUUAAUGAAUCACGGAGGAAAAGAGCGAACUCAUAAAGAAUUUCAUUUCCUAGCCGCCCAAGCGGGCUUUGCAGAGCUAAGAUUGCAAUGCACUGCCUUUACCUACUCCAUUAUGGAAAUUUAUAAAUAA
Impatiens glandulifera is the source of this 1086-nucleotide messenger RNA. RefSeq names its product caffeic acid 3-O-methyltransferase 1-like. Gene Ontology annotation, biological process: methylation. The transcript is spliced from 4 exons. Bases 1 to 1086 code for a protein of 361 amino acids. The record is from RefSeq and is a predicted model, not a curated record. Lineage: Eukaryota; Viridiplantae; Streptophyta; Magnoliopsida; Ericales; Balsaminaceae. Gene Ontology annotation, molecular function: protein dimerization activity; O-methyltransferase activity; S-adenosylmethionine-dependent methyltransferase activity.